This is a messenger RNA of Acyrthosiphon pisum (pea aphid), 531 nucleotides long. RefSeq lists its product as uncharacterized. Lineage: Eukaryota; Metazoa; Arthropoda; Insecta; Hemiptera; Aphididae. Bases 118 to 531 code for a protein of 137 amino acids. The transcript is spliced from 2 exons. The record is from RefSeq and is a predicted model, not a curated record.
AUUUUUGCAUAUUAUAUUGUAUUAAUUUUUAUUCUAAUUAUUAUUAUUUUAGAUUUAAAAACAGCAAAUGUUAUAAAAUUACUUUUAAUACCUUAUUUGAUUCCGACCAAAACAUUAAUGAAAAAUAUUUUACCUAAUGGAAAAAAUAAAUGUUGGAAGCCUUCAUUAUUAGAAUCUUCUUCUGCAUUUGCUUAUUUUUGUAAUAAUCUGACUGGUCUUCAAGAAGAUAUUGAUAAGAGACAGUCAAAAUACAGUCAAUAUGGAGCUACAAUACAGCCUUAUAUAAUCUUUGUUGGAAAAGAUUUAAGCUCCAUUGAUUCUUCUUACAUCAGGGUAAAUAAAAAGUUAUGGUGUUUCGACUGUCCUUUAAAAGCUCUUGAAAUUUGUUUUAAGUCAUAUUUUGUAUUUAAUUGUGCUUACCCUGCGGAAUGUUAUGACUCUUGGCUUGUAAUUCAACAAUACUUAUUUAAAUUGUUCACAAAAUAUGAUAAAUCAACUUCUAUAGACUAUAACUACUUCUGUUACAUCUAA